GUUCCCUCUCUCACUCUCAUGGGACGGCGUCGCCUUUCUCUCCCCAUGGUUCCUCCCUCUUGAUUUUCGUUCGGCUGCAACCCUGCCGGGUGUGUAGACCUUUUUGAUCUUCGUUCACGAACACAUGUUUUCUCAAACUGAUAAGAUGCAUGCACGCAAUGUCUGCUUUGAUCCCAGUGUCACGGAGACGCCAUUCCUUGUCAAUGGCGCCGUCGCUUUCCCUGAAGGAAGCCCAGAAGCUGCACGCCCACUUGCUCAAAGUCGCCAUGGAUCAACACCCACGGGCAGUGAGCGAACUAGUGGAGUUCUUCGCUCUCUCCCCCUCAGGCUGCUUUUUCCAGUAUGCCUGCCAACUAUUCGGUCGAAUCACACACCCUAACCUCUUCAUUUACAAUACAAUGAUCAGGGGAGCGGUGACGUCUGGUUGUCACCAUGAAGCCAUCCGUAUGUACAGGGCCAUGAGAGACGAAGGCAUGGUGCCGAACAAUUUCACCUUUCCAUUUGUUCUUAAUGCCUGCGAACACGUAUCGGCGAUCAAGCAAGGGGAGGAGGUCCACGGAGUGAUUUUACGAUGUGGGUUUCAGUCGAUCUUGUCCGUGAUGACCACUUUGUUGAACAUGUACAGCAGGUGCGGGCAGAUUGGAAACGCGGUGAAAGUGUUUGACGAAAUGCCUCAGAGAGAUGUUGUGUCUUGGAACAGUAUGAUUGCGGGGUACCUCAGGCAUGGGGAUAUAAUUUCAGCUCAAAAUUGUUUUGAUCGUAUGGGAGAGAGAAGCUCGGUGUCUUGGAACUCCAUGGUUUCCGGGUAUGCUAAUCUGGGGGAGAUUGAGAAGGCGGAGCAGUUGUUUGAAACAAUGCCUAUGAGAGAUGUGGUGUCCUGGAAUUCGAUGAUUGGUGCGUAUUGUCAUCUUGGCGAUGUGGAAGGGGCUCGUAGAUUGUUUGAUACUAUGCCUGAAAGAGAUACGGUGACAUGGAGUAGUCUGAUCAAUGGCUAUACUCAGGUUGGCAGGUUCAAUGAUGCUUUGAUUCUCUUCCGCAGAAUGCAGCUUGCUGAUGUUAUGCCAAGUGAAGUGGCAGUAGUCGGCGCGCUAUCUGCUUGUGCUAAUCUCGGUGCACUUGAUGUUGGAAGAUGGGUUCAUGAUUACAUAGAGAAGCAGAAGCUUGCCAUUAAUAACAAUGUAGGUACUGCACUAAUAGACAUGUAUGCCAAGUGUGGAAGCGUAGAUAUGGGGCUUUCUGUUUUCCAUUUGAUUAAAAACAAGGAUGUUGUGGCAUGGACAGCAAUGAUAGUCGGCUUUGCACUGAAUGGUCGAAGCCAAGAUGCAUUGGAGUUCUUCGACCGUAUGCUGAAUGAAAAACUCAAGCCAGACGCAGUUACCUUUCUAGGAGUCCUAAAUGCAUGUUCUCACGCAGGACUUGUUACGCAGGGCCAGCAGUAUUUCACCUCUAUGAGAAAUGAAUACGGAAUCACACCCAAAAUUGAGCAUUAUAGUUGCAUGGUUGAUCUUCUUGGACGAGCUGGCCUUCUUGGUGAAGCUGAGAUGCUCGUGUUUAGCAUGCCGUACGAGCCUGAUGCAGUGAUGCUAGGUUCCCUGUUUUUUGCGUGUAGAAUGCAUGGCAAUUCAGAGCUGGGAACUCGUGUGCUGGAUCGUCUACUGAAGAUGGAGCCUCAAAAUGGAGGGAAUUAUAUUCUUUUGUCCAACAUAUAUGCAACAUCCGGUAGAUGGCAUGCUGUUGCGGCUGUGAGAAAGUUGAUGAAAGAAAAGGGAAUUAAAAGAGACCCUGGUUGCAGUUCUAUAGAGACUAGCAGUGGCGUUUAUGAGUUUGUAGCUGGAGAUUUCUCACAUCCUCAGUCGAAGGAAAUAUAUGAAAUGUUGGACCUAGUAGCUCGGCAACAAAAGUUGACGGUCUACAUGUCAAACUAAAGCAAUCUUUUGCAAGAAGUUAGUUAAUAUGAAAGGCAGCUUAGUGGACCAUGACAGGCCUUGAGUGGGUAAAGUGAAGAUUCUCCUCCAAAGUCGGCCGAGGAUUCUAUAAGCGGGUGGAAGCCAAUACGCUGCAGUAGCUACGGCACUCAAUAUCUUGGGAAAUAUGAUCAAGACUGUAGUGUUAAACGAACGCAAAAUCUUUGAAAAAAGAAGGGCCUCCAUGGCACAUAUUCACGGAGACGCGAUUAAUGAUGUAGAUCCAACCAAAGACAAAAUAUUUCACAAAGGACAGAUCGCCAAUGUACAUAUUUAUAGAAACCGUAUGGCUUAGAUACUAUUGAUGAAAUAUAUGCAUAUCAUUCAACUGUGCUCAA
This is a messenger RNA of Nymphaea colorata (pocket water lily), 2302 nucleotides long. Its product is annotated as pentatricopeptide repeat-containing protein At1g08070, chloroplastic-like. The transcript has a single exon. Gene Ontology annotation, molecular function: RNA binding; protein binding. NCBI's taxonomy places the organism in Eukaryota, Viridiplantae, Streptophyta, Magnoliopsida, Nymphaeales, Nymphaeaceae. Gene Ontology annotation, biological process: RNA modification. Bases 150 to 1925 code for a protein of 591 amino acids. The record is from RefSeq and is a predicted model, not a curated record.